This is a messenger RNA of Perkinsus marinus ATCC 50983, 1908 nucleotides long. RefSeq lists its product as hypothetical. The transcript has a single exon. The record is from RefSeq and is a predicted model, not a curated record. Bases 1 to 1908 code for a protein of 635 amino acids. Lineage: Eukaryota; Perkinsozoa; Perkinsida; Perkinsidae. Gene Ontology annotation, molecular function: dipeptidase activity; cysteine-type exopeptidase activity. Gene Ontology annotation, biological process: proteolysis.
AUGCCCAUAUUAUCACUACUCCGACUAGCGCUAUUGCCGUUAUCAGUGUGUAUUGCAUGCACUACGAUAAUCGUGUCGAAAGGCGCUUCCAAAACCGGUGUACCGAUGGUAGCUCACACAGCUGAUUGUUCCGAGUGUGACACGCGCCUUGCUCUGAUCCCUCCUCGAGAUCAUCCGAGCGGCGCCGUCCAUGCAGUGUAUGGUAUCGGCCAUCUUUACCCUCGUACCUGGUCCGACCGUGCAGCGAUCUACAAUGACCCCAACCAUAUCGCUACCUCUAUCAAUGCCACUGUUCCUGAGGCGCCUUAUACGUACGGCUACUGGGAGUCGGAAUAUGGCAUGAUGAACGAGCAUGGCCUUGCAAUGGGGGAGUCCACGACUGAGGUGAGCGUGCCUGGGAGGCCAGGAGUAGACUUGCCGGACCCAGCCACUGGUGAAUACGGCCCAGCGGUGUUCUCUAUACGAGAGCUGACUAUGAUCGGUCUGGAGCGCUGUAAGACUGCGGUCUGUGCCAUCCAGAGCAUGGGCGCUAUGGCCGAGCAGUAUGGUUUCUACCCGGAGAACUGGCAGACUGGAGAGACCCUCACAUUGAUCGAUGCGACCGGUGAUGGAUGGGUAUUUCACAUAGCGCAAGACUCCACUGGUAAAUCGGCAGUAUGGGCAGCCCAGAGGGUCCCUGACGGUCACGUUGCCGCUAUUGCUAACCAGUUCACGAUCAAGGAGAUACCACAAACGGCUAAUGAAGACUUUAUGUUCUCUUCCAAUUUACGUUCGGAAGCAUUGACUAUGGGCUUAUGGGACGGCCAGGAGCCCUUCAGCUGGAUUCGUGUGUAUGGUACGGUAACUCUACAGCUGCCGAUGUACAGCAGUGUCCGGAUCUGGUCGGUGUUCCGUCAUGUGUUAUCAAGCGCUACACCUGAGUUCCACGAGAAUCCCUUCGACCUGCCUUUCUCCGUGCUGGCGGACCAUCUGCUUGGUCUGGAGGAGGUGAUGGAUAUCUUCCGCGACAAUUAUGAAGGCACUCAGUUCGACCUCACGAAGGGUAUUCUGGCUGGUCCUUUUCACAGCCCUUAUCGUCUCGAAGGAGGCCAAGGGGAAGUUGAGGUUCCUGGUCAGUUCGCUCGGGGGAUCUCCAUACCCAGAACGGCUUACACCAUGAUCGGCUACCCUGACCCCGAUAAUGCAGUUCUUUACUACAGUGAAGAUGCACCUGCGACCAGCGUGUUUGUCCCUUUUUUGUGCAAAACUCUGUCUGAGGCGAGAGGUAUGGAAUUGGAUGAGACCGCCAACUUGUAUGCAAAGCAGUUUCAAGUGGGUUACAAAGGCGACUUUUCAAAUGCGAAGGACUCGGCUUGGUGGGCAUUCGACUUUGUUGCUAACUGGAUGGCAAUAAACUAUGACAAUAUGUCGCGAGAAUUUGUCAAGCCGGCUAUCAACUACUGGCAACCUCAACUGUUAGAAGCUGCCCUGUCCAAGUCUACUACUACUUGCAAGGCAAUUCAAGAGGCUGUGGUGGAGUAUUGGUGGAAGCUUUCUGAUACGCUUGUCGUUCGCUACAAUGACGGUUUUUAUAACUUUCCCCCGAGCGAUCCAUCCACGGUUGGCCACAUAGGCUAUCCAGCUGAUUUCCUCGCAAUGAUUGGUUUCAACGACUACUUCUACACUCCACAGUAUGUUCAAGCUGCUAAAGAUGCCGUCACGGCUGGAGAGAUCGUCGCCGCAUAUUCUCCAAUUCAAGUCUGUCUCACUCUAUUAGUGGGAGGACUCGUUGGGUUAAUCGCAGGUUUGAACUUGGAAAAACUCAUUCGUCGUCGUCGCGUGUUGUCUUCUCCUAUUAACCCAGUUGCUACUAGAAACCCUUCAACCGUUCAGAAUGGUUAUUCUCCUCUUUUUGACCGUCUGUUGUAA